AUGCGUUCUCUCAUCAUCUCUUCUGCCCUCUUGGUCAUUCUCGUCCAUUGCGGAUAUCCAGUUGCUGAGGAUACUUACCCAACAACUCCCAGCUAUCAGACUCCACCACCAACUUAUCCAACACCACAAACAUAUCCAACAACUCCAUCGUAUCCAGUUCCAAAGAAGUAUCCAACUGCUCCAACAUACCCAACCAAACCAUCAUACCCAUCUCCACCAACUGAUUAUGCUCAGAAGCCAUCUUACUCUGCUCCUCCACCACCAGCUCCUUCUGGAUACACUUCCAGUGACAGUGAAGUUGUAGCAUCUGAACCAAGCUACUCUCCAGCUGCUACCACAUACUCUGGAUCCGCUGUCGACUACAAUUCUGCUGGAACUUUCCGUCAACGUGCCAAGGCCCGUACCGCCCACAACCGCCAGUUUCAACGUCGUGCUCUUAUGCCAAUCAGAAGAUUCCAGCAGAAAAAACAGUAG
Messenger RNA from Caenorhabditis remanei, 474 nucleotides. RefSeq lists its product as uncharacterized. Lineage: Eukaryota; Metazoa; Nematoda; Chromadorea; Rhabditida; Rhabditidae. The transcript is spliced from 2 exons. The record is from RefSeq and is a predicted model, not a curated record. Bases 1 to 474 code for a protein of 157 amino acids.